Messenger RNA from Cydia pomonella (codling moth), 2078 nucleotides. RefSeq names its product cuticle protein-like. Bases 678 to 1892 code for a protein of 404 amino acids. The transcript has 6 exons. Lineage: Eukaryota; Metazoa; Arthropoda; Insecta; Lepidoptera; Tortricidae. The record is from RefSeq and is a predicted model, not a curated record. Gene Ontology annotation, cellular component: extracellular matrix.
UUUCAUUCUGUUAUUUUAGAAGUUACGGGGGGGGACACAUUUUUCCACUUUGGAAGUGUCUCUCGCGCAAACUAUUCAGUUUAGAAAAAAAUGAUAUUAGAAACCUCAAUAUCAUUUUUAAAGACCUAUCCAUAGAUAUCCCACACGUAUGGGUUUGAUGAAAAAAGAUUUUUUGAGUUUCAGUUCUAAGUAUGGGGAACCCCCAAAAUUUAUUGUUUUUUUUUCUAUUUUUGUAUAAACAUCCUAAUGCGGUUCACAGAAUACAUCUACUUACCAAGUUUGAAUAGUAUAGCUCUUAUAGUUUCGGAAAAAAGUGGCUGUGACAGAAUCGGACAGACAGACGGACAUGACGAAUCUAUAAGGGUUCCGUUUUUUGCCAUUUGGCUACGGAACCCUAAAAAGCCACAACCGAAUACAAAACCUCCUCCUUCUAUGAAAUUGAACUCGGUUAAAACUAAUAAUAUAAUACUAAUUAGACGUUGUUAUCACAAACGCAUACCGCGUGCCUAUACGAGUAUAGGUAUAUACGAGUGACAUAUCAUUAAAAACCCGCCUGACCACGCCCACUGAACUGAGUCGAUUCGCUUAAAUUUGACCUUCCUUGAUGCAAAUUGCGACUAUAUAAACUAGAUCACGGGGUAUCGUAUUAAUCAUUCACAUUUGUGAAACAUACAAACAUGUUGUCCAAAAUCGUAGCCAUUUGCGCCUUCGCGGCUGUAGCCCAGGCCGGUCUCCUGGUUGAGCCACACUACUCCUCGGCCGCCGCCGUGUCCUCGCAGAGCAUCGUGCGCCAUGACCAGCCCCAAGCUGUAGCCCACAAGCUAGUGGCUGCUCCCGUCGCCUACCACGCCGCUCCCGCUCACGUGGCCUACCACGCUGCCCCCGCCCCCGUCACCUACCACGCUGCCCCUGCUGCCGUCACCUACCACGCCGCUCCCGCUCCUGUUGCGUACCACGCCGCUCCUGCUGCUGUCCACUACAGCGCUCCCAUCGCUAAGGUGGUCGCUCACGAAGAAAUUGCUCACCCCCAAUACGAGUACUCUUACUCCGUUGCUGACGGACACUCCGGCGACAACAAGUCCCAGCACGAGACCCGUGACGGAGAUGUCGUGAAGGGCUCUUACUCCCUCAAGGAGGCUGACGGCUCCAUCCGCACUGUGGAGUACACCGCUGAUGCUCACAACGGCUUCAACGCGGUGGUGCACAACACCGCCCCCACGCACGCGCCCGUCGUGGUCAAGGCCGCUCCCGUCGUCUACUCCGCUCCCACUUACUACCAUCCAACGAACAAAAUGUUCUCCAAAAUUGUAGCCCUUUGCGCCUUCGCGGCUGUAGCCCAGGCCGGUCUCCUGGUUGAGCCGCACUAUUCCUCGGCCGCCGCCGUCUCCUCUCAGAGCAUCGUACGCCACGACCAGCCCCAGCUGGCCCACAAGCUGGUGGCUGCCCCCGUCGCCUACCACGCCGCUCCUGCUCACGUCGCCUACCAAGCUGCUCCUGCUCACGUCGAAUACCACUCCGCCCCCGCCCCCGUGACCUACCACCACGCUGCCCCCGCUCCCAUCGCCUACCACGCUGCUCCCGCUGCCGUCCACUACACCGCUCCCGUCGCCCACGAGGAAAUCUCUCAGCCAGCCAAGUACGAGUACUCCUACUCUGUUGCUGAUGGUCACUCCGGCGACAACAAAUCCCAGCACGAGACCCGUGAUGGUGAUGUCGUGAAGGGCUCUUACUCCCUCAAGGAGGCUGAUGGUUCCAUCCGCACCGUGGAGUACACUGCUGACCCUCACAACGGUUUCAACGCGGUGGUGCACAACACCGCCCCCUCCCACGCUCCCGUGGUCGUCAAGGCCGCUCCCGUCGUCUACUCUGCCCCUACUUACUACCAUCAUUAAUUCAAGAAAUGUGUAGAUUAAAAUAUUUAAUAUAACAAAUAUUUAUUACACUUUAUAUUUAGCAAUUACAACGUUUUAUUAAGCUCCUUAUUUCAUUAGAAGGAUUCUGUUUUCUAAUAACUACUACUAUAUAUAUAUAUUACUUACUAUUAACAUAUAUGUUAUAUUACUUACUAUUGACAUUAC